GCUGGCUUCUGCGGGAUCACACCCGGACGAAUGAGUUCAGGCUCCUGUAGUUGAGUUCGCGCCCCGGGCUGAGGCACAGGGCGCCUGCAGCGCCGUCUCGCGCAGGUCUGGUGGUAAAGUCAGCCCUCUCCGCGGUGAAGUCAACGCGGCGGGUCAGAUGCUGCCCUGAGGGGACACGUGCCUCAGGAUCAUUCGCUGGUCAGAAGGGGAGAUGAAAGAAGAGAAAAUGCCUUUAUCUGUUUCACUGACCAGAGAGACGGCCUUUUCUAUCCCUGGGAAGAAGAGACAGAGAGAUUACAGCAAUGGAGAAACACCGGAUGUGCACAAGAAAUUGCCGUCCAGUGCUGGAGAGGACAGAGCCAUGCUGCUGGGGUUUGCAAUGAUGGGUUUCUCAGUCCUAAUGUUCUUCUUGCUUGGAACAACCAUCCUGAAGCCUUUCAUGCUCAGCAUACAGAGAGAAGAAUCAAACUGCACAACCAUCCACACACAGAUCACGGAUGAUUGGCUGGACUGUGCUGUCACCUGCAGUGUGGACUGCCGAGGUCAGAAGUAUCCAUGUCUCCAGGUGUUUGUGAACCUCACCCACUCAGGCCAGAAAGCUCUCCUACAUUAUAACGAAGAGGCUGCCCAGUUCAGUUCUGAGUGCUUUUACACACCGAAGUGUCACCAAGAUAGGAAUGAUUUACUCAACAGUGUUCUGGACAUAAAGGAAUUCUUCGAUCACAAAAAUGGAACCCCUUUUUCAUGUUUCUACAGUCCAGAGAGCCAAUCUGAAGAUGUCAUUCUUAUAAAAAAAUACAAUCAAAUGGUUAUCUUCCACUGUUUAUUUUGGCCUUCCGUGACUCUGCUAGGUGGUGCCCUGAUUGUUGGCAUGGUGAGAUUAACACAGCGCCUGUCCCUCCUCUGUGAACAAUACAGCACCAGAGAUGAAGUAGGUGGCAAAAUACCCUCAAUAGGACAGCGUCAGUACAAACUGUGGAGUACAGACAAGAGGAAAGGAAGAAACAGAACAAUAUUAAGAUAAUGGCCAAAUUAAAAUGUUGGCCUUAGACAUUAAUUUCUUCAGUGAAGACCUAAUUACGCCUGCUUGCAAACUAGCCAUGUAAAGGGUAAAGUUAUUAUCAUACUACUUUCACAUGAGAAACACUUUUAAAAAGCCUCUUUCUGUAUUCUACAAGUAUGUACAAAUUCACACACCAUCUUUUCUACUCCAAAUCUUUCUCUACGUAGGUCACCCCACAGGCAAGAUGAGUUCAAGGUAGUUGUUGAUCUAAUUUCAGCUCUAGCUGGAACUUGUCAGUAUGAAAACCAAUGAUGAUGAAGUCAUCUGAUCUGCUAAGCAUUCAACUAUCAGCCUAACUCUAGGCAGUAUAGGCUAUUUGAAAACAUUUCUCAUGAUGAAAAUCCUUAGUGAAGAACACUUCAUUCACUACAGAAACAUAACAGUUAGAACAUUUAAGAAAAUGUGGGCCUACCAUUUUAUUAGUUUGUUCUUUCUUCACCAUUCACAAUGAAAGAGAAAAGCUGCCGCCUAGAAAAUUCAGUAAAUUUAUAGUGAUUUGUACUUAGCCUUGCCAUGUACCAUGUAAUUUUUCUUUCAACAACUUUCCUCAUUAAUUAUGCUUUUCAUAAGCUCACUUCACUGUGCACAUUUUGGUAGGAUUACAAGUGUUGACUAGAAAUGUGAAGUAACGAAAAGCUGUUCUGGACUUCAACAGGUACUUCAGAAAAUCCACAGUGUAGAAAAGCACAAUGGCAGUCAACAGUUGCCUAAUUAAUGAAUCAACCACAGUUAUUAAAUGACAAGUGUUAUAGGUCUCUCCCAGCAAGUACUUUUCAGAAUAACUACGAUGAAAAAUGAGUUGAGAACAGUUUGUUCUCAUUUUCCAAUAUACCUCAGUUUCAAAUUUUCAUUAAAAAGCUGUCUGGUAUCCCAGCAAUCUGGGAGCUUAAGGCAGGAGAAUCA
Messenger RNA from Fukomys damarensis (Damara mole-rat), 1966 nucleotides. RefSeq names its product potassium calcium-activated channel subfamily M regulatory beta subunit 3 (gene Kcnmb3). The coding region runs from base 212 to 1024 and encodes 270 amino acids. Gene Ontology annotation, biological process: potassium ion transport; detection of calcium ion. The record is from RefSeq and is a predicted model, not a curated record. Gene Ontology annotation, cellular component: voltage-gated potassium channel complex; membrane. NCBI's taxonomy places the organism in Eukaryota, Metazoa, Chordata, Mammalia, Rodentia, Bathyergidae. The transcript is spliced from 4 exons. Gene Ontology annotation, molecular function: calcium-activated potassium channel activity; potassium channel regulator activity.